GUGAAAAGCAGUUGGGGGAUUCACCAGUUCUGAUGUUUUUUCUCUCUUUUGUCGGCUGAUGGUAGUGAGCCUCGGUUUGACCUGACCAUGAUUCCCAGGACUGGCACUUUUUAUUUUUUCUCCCCAAACUAUACAAAUCCACAUCUUUUUUUGAUUCUCAAGGAAAUUAGAUUAUUGACAGAUUUUGAAUCUGGACAAUAAAAGGUACUUUCUCCUAGCUUCUUUCUGGCAUCAUUUCUGGGAUAUUUUCCACAAUCUUCACAGGAAACAGGAAUGAACCGGCAGCUAGUGAACAUUUUGACAGCCUUGUUUGCAUUUUUCUUAGAGACAAACCACUUCAGGGCAGCUUUCUGCAAAGACCAUGAUUCUAGAUCUGGUAAACCCCCCUCACAGUCCAUGUCUCCUUCAGAUUUCUUGGACAAAUUAAUGGGGAGGACAUCAGGAUAUGAUGCAAGAAUCAGACCUAAUUUUAAAGGUCCUCCAGUAAACGUUACUUGCAAUAUUUUUAUCAACAGUUUUGGAUCAGUCACAGAGACCACAAUGGACUACAGAGUGAACAUCUUUUUGAGACAACAGUGGAAUGACUCCCGGCUGGCUUACAGUGAAUACCCUGAUGACUCCUUGGACUUAGACCCAUCUAUGUUGGACUCCAUUUGGAAACCAGACUUAUUCUUUGCUAAUGAGAAGGGUGCCAAUUUCCAUGAUGUCACCACAGACAACAAACUACUACGGAUUUCAAAAAACGGCAAAGUGUUAUACAGCAUCAGGCUUACUUUAACCUUGUCUUGUCCAAUGGACUUGAAGAACUUCCCCAUGGAUGUCCAGACUUGUACAAUGCAACUGGAGAGCUUUGGCUACACCAUGAAUGACCUGAUAUUUGAGUGGCUAAGUGAUGGCCCAGUACAAGUGGCUGAGGGUUUAACCUUACCACAGUUUAUUUUGAAAGAAGAGAAGGAACUUGGAUACUGCACAAAGCAUUACAACACUGGAAAAUUUACUUGCAUUGAAGUCAAAUUUCACCUGGAGCGACAGAUGGGAUACUAUUUGAUCCAGAUGUAUAUUCCUAGCCUGUUGAUAGUCAUUUUGUCCUGGGUUUCAUUUUGGAUCAACAUGGAUGCAGCACCUGCCAGAGUGGCUUUGGGCAUCACCACAGUUUUGACAAUGACAACCCAAAGUUCUGGUUCCAGGGCCUCACUGCCAAAGGUGUCCUACGUAAAAGCUAUUGAUAUCUGGAUGGCAGUAUGUCUCCUGUUUGUGUUUGCUGCCUUACUGGAAUAUGCAGCUGUUAACUUUGUUUCAAGGCAACACAAGGAGUUCCUGAGGCUCAGGAGAAGACAAAGGAGGCAAAACAAGGAAGAAGACGUUGCUCGGGAAAGUCGUUUUAAUUUCAGUGGCUAUGGGAUGGGUCAUUGCCUCCAAGUUAAAGAUGGAACAGCAGUGAAAGCCCCACCCCCAAACCCACCCCCAGCGCCCCCGAAAGAUUCAGACUCCAUCAAAAAGAAGUUUGUGGAUCGGGCUAAAAGGAUUGAUACAAUAUCCCGAGCUGCCUUCCCGCUGGCCUUCCUCAUAUUCAACGUCUUUUAUUGGAUCACAUACAAAAUCAUUCGGCAUGAGGAUGUCCAUAAGAAAUAG
Molecule: messenger RNA, 1632 nt
Organism: Trichosurus vulpecula (common brushtail)
Lineage: Eukaryota; Metazoa; Chordata; Mammalia; Diprotodontia; Phalangeridae
Gene: GLRA2
Product: glycine receptor alpha 2
Exons: 9
Coding region: 274-1632 (452 amino acids)
Biological process (GO): chloride transmembrane transport; regulation of membrane potential; signal transduction
Cellular component (GO): synapse; plasma membrane; postsynaptic membrane
Molecular function (GO): transmembrane signaling receptor activity; transmitter-gated monoatomic ion channel activity; extracellularly glycine-gated chloride channel activity
Source: RefSeq, a predicted model, not a curated record